ACAGCCUGCAGGUGGAAAAUUCCCAGGACUGACCUACAGUACUAAAAAAAAAAAAAGAAGGGGAAAUAUCUCAGAUCUUAAUUUCAGAUUGUUAUACCCUCUGUGAGCUUGUGCACAGCUAACUCUAGUGUGCAAGAACUAUACAGGUCCAUCAUGUCUAAAAGUGGGAAGAAACUGACGCAAAAGCUGAAGAAGAACCUGCCGGUGACCGGCCCGCAAGCCCCGACGCUGUACGAGUUGAUGCAAUGGUACUGCCUCAAUACUAACACCCAUGGGUGCCGGAGGAUCGUGGUGUCUAAGGGAAGGCUGCGCAGGUGGAUCUGGAUUUCGCUGACACUGUGCGCCGUGGCGCUGAUCUUCUGGCAGUGCGCCCUGCUCCUCAUGUCCUACUAUAGCGUUAGCGCUUCCAUUACCGUCACCUUCCAGAAACUGGUCUACCCCGCAGUCACCAUCUGUAACCUGAACCCCUACAGUUACAGUAAAGUAAAAGAUCGAUUGGCCGCGCUCGAAAAGGAAACCAGCCAGACCCUUAAAAACAUUUAUGGGUUCACUGAGCCACUGAUCCGCAGUAAGCGUGAUGUGGGUGUCAAUGUGGAAAACUCUACCGAGGACAUAUUCCUCAAACAGAUCCCCUUAUAUCGACUGGAGAGUGUCAAAGGCAGCCAGCUGGUUGUAAGUGACCUUAAAACCAAAAAGAGGACUCGAAUGAGCGCCAAGGUCAUACACAGAGAUGCAGAGUCAGUGCAAGAUCCUGGCAACAUGGUCGGUUUCAAACUGUGCGACCCCAAGAACAGCUCCGAUUGCACCAUAUUCACCUUCAGCUCUGGAGUCAAUGCCAUCCAAGAGUGGUAUCGUCUGCACUAUACCAACAUCCUGGCUAAGAUCUCCAUGGAAGACAAGAUUGCUAUGGGCUACAAAGCUGAUGAGUUGAUUGUCACUUGCUUUUUCGAUGGCCUGUCCUGUGACGCUCGGAACUUCACUCUUUUCCAUCACCCCUUGUACGGAAACUGCUAUACCUUCAACAGUGCAGAGAGGGGAAAUUUACUUGUUUCUUCCAUGGGCGGAGCAGAAUAUGGGCUCAAAGUUGUCCUCUACAUUGACGAAGAUGAAUACAACCCCUACUUGUCCACAGCAGCAGGAGCCAAGAUAUUGGUUCAUGACCAAGAUGAAUAUCCCUUUAUUGAAUAUUUGGGCACGGAACUUGAAACUGCUACAGAGACUUCAAUAGGGAUGCAACUGACUGAAUCUGCAAAGCUGAGCGACCCAUACAGUGACUGCACCAUGGAUGGGAGAGAUGUCUCAGUUGAAAACCUGUAUAAUAAAAAAUAUACUCUCCAGAUCUGCCUAAACUCCUGCUUUCAGAGAGAGAUGGUUCGUUCUUGUGGCUGUGCUCAUUAUGACCAACCCUUGCCCAAUGGUGCAAAGUAUUGCAACUACGAAGAGUAUCCUAGCUGGAUUUACUGCUAUUUCAAAGUGUAUAAACAAUUUGUGCAAGAGGAGCUUGGAUGCCAGAGUGCAUGCCGUGAGUCCUGCAGUUUCAAAGAAUGGACACUAACACGGAGUCUGGCUAAGUGGCCCUCUUUAAACUCAGAGGAAUGGAUGCUGCGAGUUCUGUCUUGGGAACUGGGAGAGAAACUAAACAAAAAUCUUACCAAGAACGACCUAGCAAAUCUUAAUAUAUUCUACCAGGACCUGAAUAGCAGAUCGAUAUCUGAAAGUCCUACAUACAAUAUUGUAACGCUGCUCUCAAACUUUGGAGGACAACUUGGCCUGUGGAUGAGCUGUUCUAUGAUCUGUGUGCUUGAGAUCAUUGAAGUUUUCUUCAUUGACUCAUUUUGGGUUGUCCUAAGGCAACGAUGGCGCAAUUGGUGGGAAAAUCGCAAAGAGAAUCAAGCAGAAGACACCCCUGAAAUCCCUGUACCAACCAUGACUGGGCAUGACAACCCACUCUGUGUUGAUAACCCCAUCUGUCUUGGGGAAGAGGAUCCCCCUACAUUUAAUUCUGCCCUUCAGCUUCCUCAAUCCCAGGAUUCUCAUGUCCCAAGAACUCCACCUCCAAAGUACAACACAUUACGGAUACAAUCUGCUUUCCAGUUGGAGACAAUAGACUCUGAUGAGGAUGUAGAAAGACUCUAAGUAUUCGCUUUGACUUCCAUGUAGAGAGAAGCUUCAAUCUCUACAUUAGGAACUCCUACUGCCUAGACACUUUACAAUAAUAAGUGUUGCACUCACUAUGCUCAGCAAGAAUUCAUCAAACUUAGAAUUCCUCAGAACAUUGCAGAGAGGGUCUUGCUGAUAUGGUAUCUUUUGGUGCUUGAAUACAAGUCUCUAAGGACUUGUUUAAGGUCCGUAUCCCUCAUAAUGUGCCACAACCUGACCGAAUUCAGAAGUCACCGGUUGUAACUGUAGCAUGGUCCUCUGACAAAUAUUUUAUAAUGGUCUGAUGUAAAUGUGUCUCUGUAGUCUUUCUCCUGUUCACAAAUAUUUUACCUUAAUCAUCGCAGUCAAGUGAAGGAUUUUUCAAAAGCUGUGCUUCACUAAAGGGUUCAGAAGCCCAUUGCUUACUACGUGACUCCUUCUCAUUGUCUGUGUGUUGAAAGACAUUUGUGCUGCACACAUAAUAGAAUACAAGUGACAACAUCUACAUGAAGAAUGGCUGGUACCUACAACUGCUUUAUUAAGACGGCCAUGUUCAACUUUCAAGAUCAGCAUGCAUGGCCAUCAAGUCCAUCACUUGACCUCUAUCCAGUCAUGAAGGCCGUGGACAAGUCUAGUAGACUGGAAUGUCACUGGAAACAUUUGGGACAUGAAUUUCCUGCAAAACAAACAAAAAAAAAGUCUCCUGUUUUAUACACGUGAGAAUACAUGCAAAGGAUUAGAUUUUAUAAGACAUACAGAUUUAUAUAUUAUAAAGACCUGUCUGUACUUGAUGUGAUCAUAUUUAAGAUGUUAUUGUGAAGAUUUUUGUAAUAAAAUAUUUUUCGAUUU
Messenger RNA from Xenopus laevis (African clawed frog), 2988 nucleotides. RefSeq names its product sodium channel, non voltage gated 1 gamma subunit L homeolog (gene scnn1g.L). Gene Ontology annotation, biological process: sodium ion transmembrane transport; sodium ion transport. Gene Ontology annotation, cellular component: membrane; apical plasma membrane; sodium channel complex. Lineage: Eukaryota; Metazoa; Chordata; Amphibia; Anura; Pipidae. Gene Ontology annotation, molecular function: ligand-gated sodium channel activity; sodium channel activity. The record is from RefSeq and is marked provisional.